CAGAGGAAAUGGCAAAGCUGCACAACCCAACAGUGGGACUACUGCUGACUGUGCUGCUGCUACUGCAAGGUACCAGAGGAGACUCUAACAUGGUGUUUUCCAGUGCUGGAGGUGCUGCCACUCUGCCAUGUCAUAGUUACCAACGUUACCAAAGCUGCUCAUCAGCUACAUGGGCCUCCAAAGGGUACAGAGGGGAUUAUGUAUUCACCUUUGGGGAGAACAGACCAGAUAACACACCCAGAGCUGUGAGUCUGCUCCCUAACUGUUCUCUCCAUAUUACUGAUGUCACCACUAAGGAUGCUGGACAGUACACCUGUCAGCCGUACCCAAAUGGAGGAUCUCAAUAUGGACUUGAAGCUCCAGUUCAUCUCUCUGUUCUCUCAGUUAACCCAGAAGUGAUUGAGAGAGAGACUGGCAGUGAUGUGAGCCUCCACUGCUCCCUGACCACCUAUGGAGACUGUGAGAGACUAGUUCAUCUUAAAAAUGUCCUGAGCUGGGUGGAUGAGGGAGGGGCUGAGCUGCAGAACACCACCAGCCUCGAGAUUAGAAGAGAAUCUACCUGUUACAUCACACUGACUGAGAAGCUUAGAGCUCCAAACCCUGUUCACACACAGAGGACACGUAAAUGCCAGCUGACUGCAGAAGGGCAGGUUCAGACUUCUGUCUCCCACACCGUCAAAGUGCUAGUGAAUCCAAGUAGACCUCCAGAACCUCCACCAGCACCAGCUCCUACCACCAUCUCCCUUAUCCAACCAACACGGCCUCCAGAUCCAUCACACUCCUCCACCAUCAAACCAACAUGGUCUCCAGGUCCUCCACACUCCUCAGCUGUAGUUAUCAGAGAGCCCAUUUACAGUGUCCCUCUGAUGGCUGGAGUUGGUGUCUCUGUUGGUCUGUUGGCUGCUGUGUUAAUGAUAAUUGUGGUGAUGCGCAAGAGAAAAUCCAAAGCCGGAGGAGAACCGAAACUCAACUCAGAUGAGGAAAGAUCUGAUCUGCACUAUGCAUCCUUUCAGCCCCUCAACCCAACCCAAGCUACUGGGACUUCUGCAAAGCAGUCUGAGGACACUGUGACCUACAGCACCAUCAUGCAGUUAUCUGGUGGUGAGGACCAGAGCAACAGACCUGUGGACCCCAACGCUGUUUAUGCCACUGUUCAUAAGAAUGACAAGAUAAAGAAUUAACACAGAUCUAUGGCAUUUGCAUAUACACACACACGCACACACACGCACAUACAAACGCAAACACACACGUACACACAUACAAAUACCCAUGCACGCACACACACGCAAACACACACACGCACACACACAUACACACACACACACACAUACAGUACACACACACGCACACACGCGCACACACAUGAACACAAGUGUCAACAUUACUCUCUAACCCAUGUAGACAUGUGUCACUGAUAAGGCUCUUACUGUAACAGAUGCCUAUCCAAUGAAAUUAGACAGGCACUGUUUUAUUCAGGAGCUAUCAAACAAUAUUAGACAGGCACUAGACUUCUGUGUAACUAUGAAGCAUGUUUCGCCAUCAGAAGAUAUAAAACAGACAUUAGACUUCUGUGUAACUGUGUAGUAUUGUUUAACCAUCAGACAAUAUUAGGCAUGUAUUAGACUUCUGUGAUAACGGUGUAUUGUUUAGCCGUCAGGCGAUAUUAGCCAGGCAUUAGAGCUUUACAGUGAUCAAGAUGAUGAGUCUGUGAGUCCGUGAGCUCUACAUUGUGAGCUGAAUUUAUAAAAACAAUUUAUGAAAUGUGCACACAAAAGAUCAUCACACAAAGAUCAAAAUAGUUUUCUGUGCUAUAACUUUCUAGUGGGCACAUAGUAAGUAAAUUGUGCAGAUGUUAAAUUACAUUGUGGACUCAAUUGACAAAAAUGUCCCCACAUUUACUAAAUUGUGUAAAAACACACACACACACACACACACACACACACCCUCUUCUACUGGGUUGCAUGAUAUGCUUUGCAGAGGUGUCUAUUUUUAGACUAUGAGAACAUCAACAGCAGAAUGGCCGUCCACAACAGGAUGAGUUGUGUGGUUUCAUUUUAAUUUCUCUAGAGAAACAUGCAGCGUCUGGUGUCAACCCUGCAGAAACCACAGACCCACAAUAGACUCACCAUAUGUUUCAUCAUAACUCAAAUGCUCACAUGAAGGCUGAUUGCUCUAGAAGGGAAAUUCUGUCAUUUUCCCACCUGAGCUGUACUGUCAGAUGUCUUAAGGUACUUUCAUUAGGGACAAUAAUGAAGGUACUUCUAACUAGUGAUGGGGACGAGACCGUCUAUGCCGAGUCCGAGAC
Messenger RNA from Alosa sapidissima (American shad), 2305 nucleotides. RefSeq lists its product as uncharacterized. NCBI's taxonomy places the organism in Eukaryota, Metazoa, Chordata, Actinopteri, Clupeiformes, Clupeidae. The coding region runs from base 9 to 1181 and encodes 390 amino acids. The record is from RefSeq and is a predicted model, not a curated record. Gene Ontology annotation, molecular function: protein tyrosine kinase binding; MHC class II protein binding. Gene Ontology annotation, biological process: T cell activation; interleukin-15-mediated signaling pathway; positive regulation of ERK1 and ERK2 cascade. The transcript is spliced from 9 exons. Gene Ontology annotation, cellular component: membrane raft; external side of plasma membrane.